Gryllus bimaculatus (two-spotted cricket) is the source of this 4204-nucleotide messenger RNA. NCBI's taxonomy places the organism in Eukaryota, Metazoa, Arthropoda, Insecta, Orthoptera, Gryllidae. The record is from the annotation of a GenBank genome assembly.
CGCCACUCUACCACCGACAGCGCUGUAGUCGCUAUGACGCGGUUGCGAUCUCAUAGCAAGUAUUGAAAUCAAGAAGAAAUGAAAUUAUGUACGAAAAUUUGUUACUUUUGUGAACUGAACAUCAUUUGCAGACGCUUAUCCCUAAGUUCUCAUCAAGUUAUGUGAUUGGAUAAUACGCGAAAAUAAACAGCGAUGCUUCAAAUGAAAAAUAUUGACCUUUAUUGUCUCAUAAAAUAAGUCUAGAUUAUGAGAUCUGGUGUAUUGGACUAGCAAAUUUAAAUUUGCUCGUUGGUUUUUAUAGCAUCCAUGCUGCCUGAACAGGCAGUUUCGCCCCUGUGGCUUGGUCCCACGACUUUCGUAAACAUAUGAAGUGAGGUAUUUCUAGAUAUUGACCAAGCAGCCAAAACCAACUAAUUAUUUCACGAUGGAGGUAGAUGGUGGAGACCCAUCAAGUGUAAAUAAAAACCCCAAAGUUAUUAAAGGUGCCCAAGAAGAUGCUGCGAAAUUGGAUAUUUUAGUGUGUGGCACUUGCCGUAAUGUUUUUCAUUUCAUUGAAGAGUUUAAAGAGCAUAAACAGGAAGCCUGUCCAACCUCCUCUUUCAGUGCACAGGAGACAAAGCCCCAAGUGUGGGCGUUUUUGUUGUGGAAAAGUGCAAUUGUUAAUAAAGACAGAGGGGAUGGAGGACCAGGAAAUAUCAGUUCUUGGAAGAUGUACCAGCGCUGGUGUAAAAUGGAUGAAGAAAUUCGUGAUAAUUGGAUUGCUGCUGGGAGAGCACUGCAGAGUUUCUCAAUGAUUGCCAGUGCUAAACUACAAGAAAUUAGGACUCCUAAUGAUGGUAAAAUUCGAAAUGCAAAUACACGACCUGGAGAAGAAUCUGAUGGUAAAGAUGAAAUGCAUGAACAUGAAACUCUUGAAAAUACUAUGAACAUAGCUGGCAUUCUGAUUUAUGGUUGUGUGUUGAAAGCAGAUCAGAAGAAAGGCACCACACGAACUGCAAGUACAGAAAAAAACAAUUCAGAGAGUUGGAAUAAUACAUCUUCAGAAGAUAAUGUGACUAAAACCAUAACUUUAAAUACUUCCACUACCGGCAAGUGUGCUUCAGGAGGUGAAGACAACAGGGAAAAUCAUGAUGGAAAAAAGGCAAGCAAUACAGUUUCUGAUGAAAAUGAUUCUAAUAAAAAGGUGUCAUUAGAGAAUGAUGAUACAAUUGAGAUUAAGGAAGAAAAAUUAAGUGAGGAAGAGGGGAGCAGAGGAGCAUGGGAUGUAGAAGACAUGGAUGAAUCAGCUGAAAUUUUAUCAGCUCCUAUAGAAAUUCAAGUCGCUAAGAAACGAAGUGAACCACGACCAGACAGCAACAAAGUAACUCGUCGUUCACUGAAUCGUUCACUAAAUGAUGGGUCCAGUGAGGAUGAAUACGUUGUUGAGAAGAUCUUAGCAAAACGAUUCAAUCCCAAAAAGAAAUAUUAUGAAUAUUUACUGAAAUGGGAAGGCUAUCCACAUGAACAGAACACUUGGGAACCUGUUCAUAACAUGGCAGCUUGUGACAAACUGGUAGAAACAUUUGAACGCAACCUGGCAAAGCAGAAAGCUGCUCAGCAGGCCCAACAAGCUCAAAUGCAGGCACAGAAAGUUGUUUCAAAUGCACAAUCUUUGACACGAAAGCUUGCUGGUCCAAGUUCAAGUGUAAGAGACCAAGGACUGGAGCCAGGACCUAGCGGUGUGGAAAGCAGUCGACCUGUUCGCAGUAGUAAGAAGAAAGCCUUAGAACAAGUGAAGUCAUGGUGUGGCUCUAUGGCUAAAACAACAGAAUUUGGUAAAAGAAAAGUUGGUGAAAGCAGUGAUUCUGAUGAAGACGAACUCUCUGAGAAAAAAGUAAAAUUGGAGCCUCCAGAUGAUGAUGAUCAUUGGAGCAGUGGAGAAAUGCAGGGCUCUUCUGGGGAGGAAAAUGUAGUUGCUAUUCAAGGAAAUCAAGCCAAAGUUGUUGGAGUUAUUCAUAAAGCCAAGGAACAUUUAUUUGCUCCUGUAGUAAAGCGAUCUCCUGGUCGACCUAGGAAAAUACGUGUUGAAGAAGGGAAUGCAAUAAAUGGUAUGAAACCUCGUAAGGAAGAUGCCAAUGAGUUGGCUGUAAAAUUAGGGUUAGAAUCUGAUUCUUCUCCGGAAUCAAAAGCAAGAUCUCCCCAACAAGGAAACAAAGUUGCAGGUCAGCCACCUGUGCUAGUAGCCAACUCUAAAGGAGUUAUUAAAGUAGAUCCUCGUCAGGUGCCGAAUCUCACUUCAGGGGUAUAUAUUGUAGCCAAUAAAUCGAAUGUUGUAAAACUGGAAUCUUUGCCGGGAUCUCCUCCUAAGGGUAAAGUGUUAUCGUCCAAGACACCUCCAGGAAAACCUUUGGAGAGUAAUGUCAAACCAGGUGUGACAUCUGGUAUUGUCCGAAAAACCAAUACUGGGCAAGGAAGCGUUCCAACUCGUCUGCGGCCUUUAGCUCCUGCCCCUCCACCUGUGAAAUUAUUGCCUAAGCCUGCUCCCGGUCAGCUGGCAGGAGUGCUUCUAGGAGGCCCUGGACUGAUGAAGGUUGCGCCCCAGUUGGCCCAACGAACUGUUGUUUCAACCAGCCCUCGCAGUGUAACAACUACGCCCCGCAUUUUAGGACCUCGACCAACUGCCAUUUUGCAACCACGUGGCACCCUCUUGCAAAGUCCUCUUCGUUCCCAGACGCCCAUUGCUCCUGGAGUGAAGCGACCAAUAGGCAUUCCAGGUAUCCAGACAAAAAUUACCAGUGCCGUUCGGCCACGCCUGCCUGCAGCUGGAAAAGUGGUGUCUCCACUUACUGCCCAGACUAAAAGUGGAGUGAAGCCCAUUCAUGCCAUGUUAGGUAAGGCAGUACAGGGGCAGACCUUAGCUACUUCAGGUCUCCUGACAGCUAAGAAAAAUGGAGAAGGCACUUUGAAACCUGGAGAGCGUCUAACUGUUGCCACUGUGAAGCCUGGAGUGAGAGUGGAAGAAGAGAGACCUCGGAAAGGUGUGGGAAGGGGGCGUGGGCGAGGAAGUAGCCUUGGCCUUGGUAAUGACCUUAUAGGAAAGGGGCCUGGUAAGCUCAAUGAAAAUGAUGGCCUCCACAUGGAAUUCCAUGAGGUGUCAUCAAGUGACAGUGACAGUGGGGACUCUUUACCAGAAUUGCCCAUGGGUGACCUUCCUUCAUUGGAACCUGAAAGUCCUAGGCCUUUCACUUUGUGUCCAGAGACAGGAAAAAUUUUAGGUCGUGCUGAAGGGGAGCCAUCUCCACCUCCCAGCCCAGUGCAACCUCCUCCCAACCCUGCAUCUGUUCCUGUCCCAACAUCAGGACCAACUCCCACCCAGCUGUCCAAAGAUGAGAUAUCGGGUCCAGCUCCUGGGGCUAACGAGUCAGAGGAAAUUUUGCCAGACAAGAGGGAAUCUUCGCCAGUGCCAUAUCCAGAAGGUAACGAGACCUUGUUGAAGGUGGAGAUGAGUCCAGGAGGAACAACUGGCACUGUAAUAGAAAGUAGUGUGACAGAUUCUCAGUAUGUGGACACUUUACGGACGGAACAGGGAGUGACAGUGACAAAAAUUCCUGCUGAAUUAGGGGCAAAGACUGCUGAGCAGACAAUAAAUACUGCACCUCGAGCAGCCAGUCCAACUGCAGGAAAGGCCAGUGGUGGAAUCUCAGUGCCAGCACGAAAACUGUUUAUGGAAGGUGGGAAGUUAAAUCCAACAGAAGUAGUGACUGUGACAGGUGAAGAUGGUGUGGUGUAUCAGAUUGCAACUGAAGGACAAGAUGAGAUGGAGGGGGGAGAGGGGAUGCAGCAGUGUGUGUAUGUGACUACUGACCAAGCAGAAGGAUCAGAGGAAGGGGCUGUUCUAACUCUGGACACCGCAGUGGCAGAAGCUGUCGCCCAGCUCAUGCCAGACCAGGUGAAUGUAAUUGGAGGAGGGUGUUCUCAGUUUUACAUCAAGGAAGGUGAAGGAAAUCCCGUCCCAGCUGACAAUAACGAGCAGCUUGUUAUGGCAUCUGUUGUCGAUCAGCCAGGUGCUGAUGACAAUGCACAAGUGGUUGCACAUGUUGUGCAGGAAGGCGAGAUCAUCCCUGGAACAGGUAUGUGGCUCCAUAAACAUAAAUAUUGUGUGCUGAUGUAAUUCAAACAAGAGACUUCCCAAAGAUAACACUAGAAAUGUGAAGGUGUCUUCUCU